Rubroshorea leprosula is the source of this 1449-nucleotide messenger RNA. Lineage: Eukaryota; Viridiplantae; Streptophyta; Magnoliopsida; Malvales; Dipterocarpaceae. The record is from the annotation of a GenBank genome assembly.
AAGGUUCAGAGCAGGAGUUGAAGCGGAGCUAGGGUUUCUGUUCUUUUCCGCCCGCCUCAGUUUCAAGGUUCGAAACAAUGUCUCGCGUGUACGUGGGUAAUCUGGACCCACGAGUCUCUGAGCGAGAUCUGGAGGAUGAGUUCCGUGUGUUUGGAGUUAUUCGAAGUGUGUGGGUUGCACGAAGGCCUCCAGGCUAUGCUUUCAUUGACUUCGAUGACCGAAGGGAUGCUGAGGAUGCAAUUCGUGAAUUAGAUGGCAAGAAUGGCUGGAGGGUUGAAUUAUCUCACAAUUCUAGAGGUGGAGGUGGACGUGGAGGUGGCCGUGGUCGCUCUGGUGGUUCUGACUUGAAAUGUUAUGAGUGUGGUGAGCCAGGUCAUUUUGCUCGUGAGUGCCGCAUGCGAGGUGGUUCAGGAAAACGCCGCAGUCGGAGCCCUCGAUAUCGCCGCAGUCCAAGUUAUGGACGAAGGAGUUACAGUCCUCGUGGACGAUCUCCAAGACGCCGCAGUCCCUCUCCUCGUGGACGCAGCUUCAGUAGGUCUCCUCCAUACCGUGGGCGUGAAGAGUUGCCUUUUGCCAAUGGAAAUGGUGUCAGGGAUCGUCGCCGAAGCAGGAGCUGAGCUUCACCCACCAGUCUUUGCUCUGUUAUGGCAGCAUUGGGAUUAAGUUUGUUUAGUAUGUUUGGACUUCAAUACAGUAUGUUUUAAUUGGGCUAUGCCCACAGUCUCUUGGACUUGGAUAAGUUCUCUUUGUUCUUAAUUUCUAUAUGAUGGUUUUCUCUUGUUUAUCAGUGCUGAAAAGCUGUUAUGUUCUUAAGAUAAUAUAUAGGCAAAUAGGAUUUUAAGAUAAUCACUAAAUUUAUUGAGAAAGCAUGCUUGAGAACUUUGCUAAAAAGCUUUUGCUUUUCUCUUUUUGUGUUUUGUUGAGGUGUCUUCUGGGUUUGCUUCAUUGGUUUUCUGCUUCUACACUCUCUUGAGGUUUUCUUCUUUGCUGCCCUGCUAUGGAAUCUUAAAUACUUGAUGAUUGUGGGUCCCAUUUCGGCCUCAUCUCUAGAUGCUACUGUUUGAAUCUCUCCCCAGCUGUGAUGCCUCUUCCUCAAAACUCUAGUGGCAUUUCUUUUAUUAAACUUAAACGGAUUUGAGGAGCUGCGCUUCUGGCAGGUAUAUAUAUCUGUUCCACAGAAGUUGGUUGUUGGGUCCUUAAAACAGUGGGGUUUGAUGUCUUUGCAACUUCAUGGUGGCACUAACAAGUUUUUGAAAGGAUUUGCAGGGGAACAAUUUUUUUCCUCAUUUCAUGGGUAGGAAAUGCAAUGAAUUUUAAAAUGGUUUUAGUAAUUCAAAUGAUGGGCAAGAAUGAAUUUGGAAUCUUUUACUUAUUUGGUGUUGAAAAAUAUGGAUUCUGAACUAUUUUUCUAGUAUCUGCAUCAGAUUAAACAUCCAAUUAAAUGAGUCU